CUGGACGCUGGGUAUUACCAAGAGGGAUUAACCGGGCAUCACAAUGUCACCGAAACAAUGGAUUUAUGAGCUACCUAACAGAUUGAGAAAGACUCAUGGAACAUUAUUUGUUACUCUAAAGUGACAAAUUAGGAUCUAUUGGCAGAAAAUCCCCUUAAUAGUGUCAUAUUUAAGAAUCUGUUGAUGAUGCAGGAUUUGGGAUGGAGUGUUGUUCUUAUUUAGUUUUCAUUAUUAUUAUUAUUUUAAAUAAAUGUUUAAUUAUAACUUUGGAAGGUACACGAAGAUCCAUCUCUAUUCUCCAUGAACAUCACAAGAGUAAUUCAGAAACAGAGAUGUCUAUUAAAAAUCACACUGCAGUGUCUGAAUUCAUCCUCCUGGGUUUUGCAGAAAACCCUAAACUGAAAGUUCCAAUUUUUAUAUUUUUCUUACUAAUCUAUUCUAUCACAGUGGUAACUAAUUUGGGCAUGAUUUUUCUGAUUGGAAUGGACACUCAGCUUCAUACGCCCAUGUACUUUUUCCUCAGUAACUUGGCUUUUAUAGAUUUUUGUUAUUCCUCCAAUAUUAUCCCCAAAGCCUUGGGAAAUUUUCUGGCAGAGAAGAAAACUAUUUCCUUCACAGGAUGCAUUAUCCAGAUUUAUUUCUUUGUUGCUCUUGCAAGUACAGAGAUCAUUCUUUUUGGGUUGAUGGCAUUUGACCGUUACGUGGCCAUCUGCAAUCCUUUGCUGUAUCCUUCCCUCAUGUCCCAUGCCCAAUGUCUCAAAAUGGCAGGAGGAGCCUUCACAGCUGGCUUCCUGAACUCUAUUAUUCAUACUAGUCUGGUAGGUACUUUAUCUUUCUGCCAAUCUAAUGAAAUAAACCAUUUUUUCUGUGAAAUCCCCCAACUCCUCAAACUCUCAUGUUCCAAAACCUUUUUAACUGAAAUACUUAUUUUUGUUUGUGCUGGAAUUAAUAUGCUGGGCUCUCUCCUGAUAAUACUGAGCUCAUACAUACAUAUCCUUUGUACAAUAUUUAAGAUGAAUUCAGUGGUUGGCCGCCAAAAAGCUUUCUCUACUUGUAUUUCUCAUUUGACUGCUGUAAUCAUAUUUUAUGGAACAGGCCUCUUUAUAUACUUGCAACCCAGUUCAAACUAUUCAGAGGAUCAGAAUAAAACUGUUUCUUUGUUUUAUGCCUUUAUCAUCCCAAUGCUUAACCCCUUGAUCUACAGCCUGAGAAACAAGGAGGUGAAGGAUUCAUUGAAGAGAACAAUGGAUAGAAAUCUAUUUCCACUUUUGAAAUAAUUAAGUUGAGAAUGUUACAACCCACCUAGAUAUGCUCCUCAAUUUGUAUUUUACUGUGUAACCAUUGUAUUAUACUUUGAAACUGUAAAAUACUGUAAAUAUUGUCCAUAUUUCUAAAACAUGGCAAUUUAUUACUAAAAUGGUAAAUAAAUUUAAUGGCCUUGUAUAAUAGAAAGUAUCAUGAAAGGAAAAAGUGAUAGAUAAUGGUUGAAGGUAUUGUGUUUGAAAAUCCCAAUGAAGAAAAUAUACUACUUUCUGUCAUCUCAAGGAUUAUCAUAUUGAAAAUGCUGCAGGAUUGUUCAGAGCUAUCCAUGAUGACGGGACAAGAAACAAUGUUUUUAAAUGGCAAGGAAGCAGAUUUCAGAUGGACAUCAAGAAAAAAUUCCUAAGAACUGUUCAGUAAUGGGGUUACCUAUUACUACCUCAGAAAAUGGUGGAACCCCCCUCACUAAAGAUCUUUAAAGGCAUCCUGAAUUGCCAUCUGUUGGGAAUGCAAUACUACUUGAUUCUUGCACUGGGCACAGACCUCCGCUA
Messenger RNA from Crotalus tigris (Tiger rattlesnake), 1811 nucleotides. Its product is annotated as olfactory receptor 5F1-like. The transcript is spliced from 2 exons. Gene Ontology annotation, biological process: sensory perception of smell; G protein-coupled receptor signaling pathway. NCBI's taxonomy places the organism in Eukaryota, Metazoa, Chordata, Lepidosauria, Squamata, Viperidae. The record is from RefSeq and is a predicted model, not a curated record. Gene Ontology annotation, molecular function: olfactory receptor activity; G protein-coupled receptor activity; odorant binding. The coding region runs from base 201 to 1277 and encodes 358 amino acids. Gene Ontology annotation, cellular component: membrane.